AAGUAACAAACAGUGUCUGGAUUCUUAACUUCUGUUAAUGGCAAACCAUGAAGAUCACAAAUAUGCUUUUCAUGUCUCUGGCCCUCAGAACUUGCCUUCCCUUAAUUGGAGAAACAACUUCAAUUCCACUUGGAAGGAUGAAUAUUAUAAACAAGCUGCCAUAUCCUGCUUUACACGGGCAGCUUACGCACUCGAAGUUGAUAGACAAGAUAACAAAACACAAGAGAAUGCUUUGGCUCCAAAGUGGUUGAUUCCCUUCAAGUACAAGCUCACAAAGACAUUGAUUGAUGAAAGAGAUGGAUCCAUUUUCGGAGCAAUAUUCGAAUGGGAUCGAUCUGCAGCAUUGGAAGACUCGGUGCUAAUUAGGCCUCUUGGUAACCCCAAAGCUGUUUUAGCACUCAGAGGAACAUUAACCAAAAGGCAUACAAUAAGGAGAGAUUUCGAAGAUGACCUUCGCUUUCUCUUCUUAGAAAGCUUGAAGGGCUCUUCUAGGUUCAAAGUAGCUAUGGAUGCAUUAAGAUCACUUUGUGAUGAAUAUGGAAGCCGGAAUGUGAUUAUUGCAGGACAUUCCUUGGGUGCUGGAUUUGCUCUUCAAUUGGGAAAGGAACUAGCACGAGAAGGGAUUUAUGUUGAAGCACAUUUGUUUAAUCCACCUUCUGUUUCACUAGCCUUGAGUCUUGAAAAUACUAGAGAAUAUGCAGAAUAUGUGUGGAACAUGCUUAAAUCUAUGCUUGUGUCAAAUAGCAAAGUUGAAAUCAGCAAUGAUGAAGAGAAGAGUGCUAGAUUACAAUUGAUCAGUAGGAUACCUUAUCUAUCUGGCUUGAUGGAUUCCAGUUUUUGGGUGGACAAAUUUGUUCCUCAUCUGUAUGUCAAUGAAAAUGACUUGAUUUGCAGCUUUUAUGUUGAUCCUGAUGAUAGCAUAAGAGUGAAGAACACCGAAAAGGACAAUACAAACUCUGCGGAUGGAGAAAUUGUGGCGAAGUUGUAUGUUGUUUCCAAAGAAAAUCAGAAAUUUCUUGAGGCUCAUGGCCUAGAUCAAUGGUGGUCAAGUGAUGCUCAUAGUACUAGACUCAUGAGGAGGCAACUUAGAUCUUUAGAUGCUGCUUCCUUUUUAAAAGUAACAUGUUUACUUUAUCCGAAAUCUAUUUCGCUAUUGAGGAAUAAUCUUCAGUAUAUUGUAUGCUUGGAGAAUUGGACACCUCAGUUAUCUUGCUUGAAGGAUUCUUUCUUUUCAGUUCCUACUGAGUUUUUUGUUGUCUACAAGGAAAAACUGAAAUUUCUUGUGGCUCACGGCUUGGAACAAUGGUGGCCAAGUGAUGCAGAACUUCAACAGGCUAUUCAUAAUGGCAAACUCACAAGUCAGCAACUUAGAUUGUUAUAUGCUAUCUCACCCAAGGAAGUUUAUCGUUUAUUCGAUCCAUCUUCUGUUUUGCUUUCAAUGAGUCUCAGUGGUAUUGCAGAAAAGGCAGAAUUUCUUUGGUUUUGGAAUAGUAUUCAUCAUAUGUUUUGCUCGAGUGGCAAAAUUCAAGUCAGCCAAAUUUGGAAUAGAUUCAAAUCAUUGUUUCCUUCAAAUACAAAGGCUCGAAUCGCCAACAAUGCAGAUAAGAUUCUUCUGUUGUCUGGUUUGAAGGAUUAUGUUUUUGGAACAGCCAAGUGGGUUCAUCAUCUGUAUGGUGUAGGAGAGAAAAUGAUUUACAAGGAGACAAUUGAUGUUACAAAUGCUCAAACGCCAGAAGAUUUCUUCAUUGUCUCCAAGGAGAAACUGAAAUUCCUUGGGGUUCAUGGAGUUGAACAGUGGUUUUCAAGUGAUGCAGAAUUUCAGAAAUCUAUCCAUAGUAGCAAAUUCAUAAGUCAACAACUUCGGUAUCUAUAUUCAAGUUCUUGCGAAUUAGCACAUUUGUUUAAUCCAAGACUUCAAGACAGGAAUAAUGCAGAGAAGACUUCAAGUGUAAGUUCUCGAGUGGCGAAAUCAGUUCCUGUCAUAGAAGAGAAUAUGGUUGAUAGGGAGAGCACUGAUGAUCCUUUAAAUGUGCAAAUCGGGACAAAGUUGUUUUUCGCCUUCAAGGAGAAACAGAAAUUUCAUAGGCUGGAACAAUGGAGGUUAAAGGAUGCAGAGAAUGGGAAACUUGAUGUGCAAGUAACAAAUUUGUUCAAUCCACCUUCUAUUACCCUGGCCAAGAAUCUCAUAAAGGCUUGUGGCUUAGAGCAAUGCUGGUCGAGUGAUACAGUUCUUCGACUCGCUAUCCAUAACAGCAGAUUCUUGAGCAAAUUUAGAUCUGCACAAUCAACUCAUGGAAAGCCAUGGUAACAAUGGAUUUUUACUCUGAUAUGGUUUGUA
This is a messenger RNA of Arachis stenosperma, 2338 nucleotides long. RefSeq lists its product as uncharacterized. Bases 38 to 2308 code for a protein of 756 amino acids. The record is from RefSeq and is a predicted model, not a curated record. The transcript is spliced from 2 exons. NCBI's taxonomy places the organism in Eukaryota, Viridiplantae, Streptophyta, Magnoliopsida, Fabales, Fabaceae.